This is a messenger RNA of Myotis daubentonii (Daubenton's bat), 976 nucleotides long. RefSeq names its product serine/arginine repetitive matrix protein 3-like. The transcript has 2 exons. The coding region runs from base 1 to 813 and encodes 270 amino acids. Lineage: Eukaryota; Metazoa; Chordata; Mammalia; Chiroptera; Vespertilionidae. The record is from RefSeq and is a predicted model, not a curated record.
AUGAUCUUCCACUGGGGCAACUCCAGAGACGACCCACGCCCUCCCGCAGUCACACAGCCGCUCUCUGGGGACGAUGCCACGGGCCUCCGCAUGGCAGCCAGCGCAGAGCGGCCCUGGGAGUCUCCAUUCACACCGGGGACGCUCCCAAAGGGUGGAGGCAGCAGAAGUCAGGUCCACCCACCCACACAGGGACCCCUGCGGGGCGGCCUCCGCACUGCACCCCAGAGUCCCCCAGGGUCCCCGCCGCCCCCGACCCCGCUUACCCGGACUGUCAGGGUGCGGGACGCGGUCCGGGGUGGCGGACUACACCGCUGGCCCCGCGUCACCCAUGGCCGCUGGGGAGCCGGCGUGCGGGCUGCUGGGUGCUGGGGCCGAGCCGGGAGCCGCGGCGCGGGCGGAGCGCAGGCUGAGGCGGCGGCGGUGCGCGCUCGGAGCACACCCACCCUCCCCGCCCUCCGCCCCGCGCGCCUGCGGGACUGCGGCGCGUGCGCCCGCCGAGACCACCGCGGGGCCGGGGGUGCGCCCGCCCCGCCCCCUGCCUCCGGGCUCGGCCCUCGCGGCUCAGCGGCGACCUGGCACCGGGGUGCGGCGCUGGGGGACCGUGGAAAGGCGCCCCCGGCCAGCGCCCGGCUCUGCGGCGCGGGGACUGCGCCAGCGCGGCCGCCCGCGGCAAGCAACCUCUUCCCUCAGACUAUCUGCACAGCCAGCUCGUCGGGAGGCCAGCAGUUCGGGAAUGCAUGCAACAUGCCCUCCCUACCCCAAACUACAUGCUCUGACGAGGGCGAGAAAAAAGAUCAGGUCAUAGAGCCCUAGCCACUAGUCCUAAAGAAAUAACUGAAGAUACUUAAAUAAUAGGACAAGAACCCUUUUGUUUAAAUUAAUUGCAUUUACAUUUUAUACAGACUUUCAUUUCUUGUGCAUUCAGUUUCUAUAUCUCAAAUACAAUUCACAUCAUCAUGUUUUUGAACAUCUGGUA